CUUCCUCAGCUUCGCCAUUAAUUCUACAACCGGUGCUUUGACUCCGAGCCUCUUACAAAAUGUUCGCUGCAAUUUACCGAAAUACUCUCAUUGUCGCAAGACGAUCAUUUUCGACCCACGCAAAGGAAGAUGCCAAAGUUUGUGUUCUUGGUGCUAGUGGUGGAAUUGGACAACCAUUGUCUCUUCUAUUGAAGAACUCUCCAUUGAUUUCACGUUUAUCUUUAUAUGAUAUUGCUCACACACCUGGUGUAGCAGCAGAUCUCAGCCACAUUGAAACCAGAGCAAAAGUUGAAGGGUUUAUGGGACCAGACCAGUUAGAGAAAUGUUUGCAAGGUUCAGAUGUGGUGCUAAUCCCAGCAGGUGUUCCCAGAAAACCAGGAAUGACGAGAGAUGAUUUAUUUAAUACUAAUGCUGGAAUCGUACGAGACUUAGCUGAUGCUUGUUCUAGAGUUUGUCCAAAAGCCAUGUUGGGAAUUAUUACUAAUCCAGUCAAUUCAACAGUUCCUAUUGCGUUUGAAAUGUACAAAAGAAAUGGUAUUAAAGAACAGGAUGCUGCCAAAAGAAUAUUUGGAGUAACAACAUUAGACACUGUGAGAUCAAACACAUUUGUAGCUGAAGCCAAGGGUUUAGAUGUGAGUAAAGUUAAUGUACCUGUUAUUGGUGGUCAUAGUGGUAUAACUAUUAUACCUGUCAUGUCACAAGCUAACCCUCCAGUCUCUUUCCCUUCAGAUGAACGAGCCAAGCUUACUGUCAGAAUCCAAAAUGCAGGUACAGAAGUUGUUGAAGCCAAAGCUGGUGCUGGAUCAGCUACUUUGUCCAUGGCAUAUGCUGCUGCUCAAUUCUGUUUCUCAUUAUUAGAAGCUAUGGCUGGUGUUGAUGGUAAAAUAGAAUGUGCCUAUGUUAGAUCAAGUCUAACUGAUGCAUCUUAUUUUGCCACACCAAUUGCAUUAGGGAAAGAGGGAAUAUCACAAAAUUUAGGAUUGGGUAAAUUGAAUGAUUAUGAAACUGAAUUAUUAAAGGCUGCCAUACCAGAAUUAAAAGAUAACAUCAAGAAGGGUGAAGAUUUUGUCAACAAGUAAAUUCUAGAAUUAAAGAGGAAAUACAAGGAAUUGAAAUUAGUGCUCUAUGUAUUUAUCAGUGAGAGAUUUCCUAACAUAUUGUGGUGUCUAACAAAUAUUGUACAUACUUUAUAAUUUCAUCACUUUUAAACAUUUAAAAACGAUUAAAUAGAAUAGUACUUGAUCUGAUAUACUGCAGAUACUUGAUCUUAAACAUGUUAUAAUUGAUGGAUGAUAGGUCAACAUGGCAAAUAUUGGUGCACUCAUUCAGCGUUAACCUACAGCAUAAAAACAGGGUUACCUAAUAGUAUAAGGUCUGAACAAUGAACAUAGUAUAUCAUAUAAGGUCUGAACAUGAACAUCUUUAAAGGUGUUGCCUUUGUUAGUUUUCAAAUUAAAGAAAGUGUCAAGUAUUCUGAAUAUUCACAGCAGGUAAAAAUUUGAACAAUGAAUGAUGAGAUGUACACAAGAAACCGCUACUCAAAAAAAAAUAAAAUUUAAUAUUUAGAGGUGAAAUUUAAAGUCAAAUUUCACCAUGCUUGUGAAGUAGAAUUUUUAUAUUUGUGAACUUGGCAUUACCUUUAUUGAUUUCAAAUGUUCAUUUUGAUGUUCUUAUUGCAAUUGUUAAGUUGGUAUCUAUGCAGAUUAGUCAAUGAAGUGUAAUUUGCUAUCUAUGUAAAGGCAUAGUCAGCAAUGGCAUAUCCUAGUAUGAUUCAAACUGUCAAUACUGAGCAGUUAAUAUAAAUGCAAAGACCCAAGUACUAAUGAUCUGAACCGCAAUAGGUUCCUGUAGUACCUUGUGGUGAAUGAAUUAUAAGUGGGCUUUAGCUUCAAUUACUAUUGAUAGUACUUAAAAAUAAACUUAAUUGCUCAUGAUAUGGUUUGAGUUGAGUUGUACUGUGAUGUGUGCAAACUUCUUUGUCCAACAAUAUUAUAUAGCAUUUUGUUGAUAUGUGCUGGUAAAGAGAAUAUUUGUCACAAAAUUGAUGGAAAUAGUUAUGAGCGGUGCAGUGGUUUGGUUACGAUCAAAUUUUUAUGUUUGUUGUUGCACAUUCAAAUAGUGCUUUUCUCUUAAUUUCUUUUAUUUCAAUUGUUCAAGAUAUUUGUUUAAAGCAACCUAUUAUUUGUGGUUUACUGUAAAAAUUGUUACAUUAUCUAAUGACUUUGAUUCAGAGGUAAUGGAUACAUUUUUAUUAUCAGAAAAUGCUCUUUAUGCAGUGUUUAGAAAUUACAUGAAUAUUGCACCAAAUGAUUAAUGUUUUUGAUAGGACUUCUGAAGAUUUGGAAGUGUUGAUUGGCUCAUGAUAAUGCAGACUAUGUGUAAACUGGAGUGACUUACAAAAUCAAAGAUAUCAAAUUUAUUUGUUAAUAAAGUGUGCCAUAUAAUGUACAUCUGCAUUUAUCUGUUCAGAUAUUGUUAGAGACCAAGAUUAAAUAGUUAUCACAAAU
Lottia gigantea (owl limpet) is the source of this 2507-nucleotide messenger RNA. RefSeq lists its product as hypothetical. Gene Ontology annotation, biological process: tricarboxylic acid cycle; malate metabolic process. The record is from RefSeq and is a predicted model, not a curated record. The coding region runs from base 60 to 1079 and encodes 339 amino acids. The transcript is spliced from 8 exons. Gene Ontology annotation, molecular function: L-malate dehydrogenase (NAD+) activity. Gene Ontology annotation, cellular component: cytoplasm; mitochondrion. Lineage: Eukaryota; Metazoa; Mollusca; Gastropoda; Lottiidae.